Molecule: messenger RNA, 1547 nt
Organism: Oldenlandia corymbosa var. corymbosa
Lineage: Eukaryota; Viridiplantae; Streptophyta; Magnoliopsida; Gentianales; Rubiaceae
Source: the annotation of a GenBank genome assembly
CGGUCAUAUCGUCCCAUCUGUACAAGAAUACAAAAACUGACUCACACUAUUCCAAUAUGUGGAGGAAACUCGUCGAACUCCACUCCAGUGAGUACAGAAUAGAAAGAAAAAUCUAAGCUGGUGGCUCCAGGCGUUGCCAAGUCAGCUUAAGAAUAUCAAGCCAUCCUCAAUAUUAGCAAGUAUCAACCAAUCACAACACAGAUAAGGAUCUUCAUUAGAUAAGGACCUUCCAAUUUCCUCUCUCAUAUUUAAUUAUUUAUACUCUCAGUCCUUCCCAUUGCCAAUUCAAUUCAAUUCUACGCUUCUAACUUCACAUUUCUUUCAUUUUUCCUUCUCUUCUUUCAGUAGUAACAAAUGGCUGCUUCAACAAUGGCUUUGUCCUCCCCUUCCUUCGCCGGACAGGCGGUGAAGCUGUCCCCAUCCACCCCUGAACUCAUGGGUAACGGAAGAGUCUCCAUGAGGAAAACCACCAAGGCCCCCGUUUCAUCCGGCAGCCCAUGGUACGGCCCAGACCGUGUUAAGUACUUGGGCCCAUUCUCCGGCGAGCCCCCAAGCUACCUCACCGGUGAAUUCCCCGGUGACUACGGGUGGGACACCGCCGGGCUCUCCGCCGAUCCCGAGACCUUCGCCAAGAACCGUGAGCUCGAGGUGAUCCACUCCAGGUGGGCCAUGCUCGGAGCCCUCGGGUGCGUCUUCCCUGAGCUCUUGGCCAAGAACGGAGUCAAGUUCGGUGAAGCCGUCUGGUUCAAGGCCGGAUCCCAAAUCUUCAGCGAAGGUGGGCUGGACUACUUGGGCAACCCAAGCUUGAUCCACGCACAGAGCAUCUUGGCCAUCUGGGCCACCCAGGUUAUCUUGAUGGGUGCCGUUGAAGGCUACAGAAUUGCCGGUGGCCCGCUCGGUGAGGUGACCGACCCGAUAUACCCGGGUGGAAGCUUCGACCCGUUGGGUCUUGCUGAUGACCCGGAAGCUUUUGCUGAGCUCAAGGUGAAGGAACUCAAGAACGGGAGAUUAGCCAUGUUCUCCAUGUUUGGAUUCUUCGUUCAGGCUAUUGUCACCGGAAAGGGUCCUUUGGAAAACCUGUCCGACCACCUUGCUGAUCCCGUUAACAACAACGCCUGGGCUUACGCCACCAACUUUGUUCCCGGAAAGUGAGAGAUUUGAUUGAUGAUAUGAUAAUUGGAAUUUUAUUUUUUUUAGGUUUGUUGUGGUGUUUUUUGUGAAUAGUGGGAACCAUUGAGAUGAGGUUGUGAGUUGGUUUUUAUCUCUUGUAUCGUGGUUCCAAAAAGUGUUUGUUCUUGUGGACUUGAAAGGAAGAAAAAGAGUUAUUCCAAUUGUUUUGGGCCAUUUACGUUCUUUAUUAGUAAUUUCUUUCAUUUUCAAUUAUGAUGAUUGAUGGCUAUUUCCUUUUUACUAAAUUGUUAACUUAAAAAUAAAUAAAUUGUUAAUUAAAACAUCCAUGCUCUUAACAACAAUCCUCCACCUGAUACUCCCUCCCAGCCUUCCUAAUCUUACAAUAGAGUAUGUUGAUAAAAAGGUUUUUAACUUUG